GGUCGGGCUUCAGAAUUUCCAGGAGCUGCUGGACCGCAUCAGCAUCACAGGGACCAGCCAUUCCCUCGUGCGCAAAAAGCGACACUCUUCCCUUCACAUUGCUCGCGCCCAGCGCUCUGAAUCGGAUUCCAUCGCCAUGGCGCCUCUCAUCCUGCACAACGUCCCCGACGACGAACUGUACAUUGGCGAAGAUGGCAUCAAGCGUCCAUAUGCGAUGAUCUUCAACCACAGCACGCGUGCUCGACGCGCCGUCGCGGAAAAGGGCUCCUUUGGCAAGUCGACUCGCCGCUCGCGAUCUCGGACAGGCACCCCCGGCGCUCGUGGCGUCCCUCAGAACCCAACAGCAGCCGCAGCGGAUAAGCUCUUUGGCGAGUGGGUGAUGAACAAGCAGUCCCGCGCCAACGAAGAGCAGUCCAGCAACCAGACACAACAAGAUGACCCGGCCUCGUCGCAGCAACAGCAGCUGCAGCAGGCCUCCGUGACCGAGAAGCGAAACCAGCCGACAGAAGUGAUCCUGCGCGGGUACAGGGCGACAGUGCAACAAUAUGCCUCCAUCGCACACUACGAGUCCCUAGCCGGGCCGAUCCUAGAGGACUACCCCCGCGAACCACCCUCAAACCAACGGCGGUACAAAUCCCAGCUGCGCGAUGCGGCGUACACCCGACGACGCGCCCUGACGCACGAGGAGCACGCCAAGGUCAGCAAGGCCGCCAGCGGGGAGCACUGGGUCAAGAUCACGUUUGAAAGCGCCGAGGCGGCGGAGACGGCCUUUUACGCCAGUCCGCAGCGCGUCUUGGGCCACCUGGUCUACGCCGAGCCGUACCGCCAGGCGCCCCCCGCUAGGGACGAGGCGUGCCCUGAUCUCGAUGCGACAAUGGAGGAGCAGCACUUUGGGAGGUCAAAGAGCGUCCCCGCUGCCAUCGGCUCCAUGGGCCGGCCCAGCGGACCGACGUCCUGGAACAGUCGUCUCUUGGAGGUGCAGAGGGAAGCGUCAGGCUCACAGAUCUCCAGCCAAACGGUAGAUACUGGCACCGUCUCUAGUGGAACGGUGGAUCAGCCGGUUGCUGCUCCUGGCUUCGCUGUCGCGACGACGGCAACGAGUGUCGAACCCCUCGAGAUGGAAGACGAGAUUUUCUGCCGAAAGAUCCCCACGGCGCGCAAGGCUAAGAUCCUGCCCGCCGACCAGGCCCUACGCCCGCAGCAGUCCUUUGUCCAGCGAUUCGUCGCUGCGAUCCCCCUUCUUAGUUGGUUCGGAGGCAGCAUCAUCGGCAGCGAGGUCCCGCGCACGGAGACGGGCGAGUUUGACUGGAACAGGGCCAGUCUUUACUGGAAGGUGGUGUGGUGGCUGGACGUCACGUUUGGUCUUUUCAAGGGCGAUGUCAGCAGCAUCGACAAGGACGACUAAUGGCACUACGAUCGGAACGGGAGCAUUGCGUUGGCGUUUUGGUUGUCGCCCUACGACGGGUAUGGUAUAGAUCUUUGGUGUGGUCUUGGGACCCUGCAUAUGUAUA
Molecule: messenger RNA, 1511 nt
Organism: Emericellopsis atlantica
Lineage: Eukaryota; Fungi; Ascomycota; Sordariomycetes; Hypocreales; Bionectriaceae
Exons: 2
Coding region: 137-1405 (422 amino acids)
Source: RefSeq, a predicted model, not a curated record